CGUCAAACUGGAAGUUGUUGACAGUUUCAUAUGCCAGGACAAUUAUUCUUUUGGCGCUUCUGUUGAACAUUGACGUUUGUUUAGGUCUUGCAAGUACAACUAUUAAUUGUAUGAAUAGUGGACAGGAUGGACUUCCUACUCGGUUAACCUGCACAGUGAUUGGCACCGUAGUUACUGGAAUCAGAUGGCUUCGGCCAAAUGGUGAUAAUUCCCAAGUGGUGGUAACAUGUAACACAGCUAAUGUUGAAUGUAUUGCAACUGGGGGUGUACCAGGCUACAAUGUUUCAAUUGAUUCGUCUACAGGGAAACAUACUCUUACCAUAGAUUCUUUUAACUCUUCAACUGAUGCUGGAGAAUGGGCUUGCCAGGAUGGAACAGGAAGUGGCCAAUUUACAUGUAAUAAGACUUUAACAGUUCCCAAUCCAGAGAGUCAGGUUUCGGAAUCCACCAUUAUUAUAAUAGUGGCUGCUGUUCUACUGGUCAUCAUUACGGUUCCAGCAAUAUGGUUCUGUCACAAGAGGAUGAAUCGGCAACCGAAGCUUGAGGAAGAGCAAACUGAAAACAAAACUCAAGAGGCUGAAGAUGAAAAGGGCCAACAUGACAAAUGAAAAUCCUUCUUUCGAACUCAUAGAUUAAUUAAUUGUGACGUUACUUUUAAUGGAUUCCAUCAACCAUUUUACCGAUUAAUUGAGUACACGUUUUAUAAUCGAGUAUAGUUUUUCAUCACUAGUGAUUUUCUGAUUAAUGGAUCCAUCAACAGUUUGACCGAUAAAUCACGUACAUGUUUGGUAAUCGAGUACAGUCUGUCAUACUAGUAACUAUUGUUGUACUGAUUAAUGGAUCCAUCAACAGUUUGGUAAUCGAGUACAGUCUGUCAUACUAGUAACUAUUGCUGUACUGAUUAAUGGAUCCAUCAACAGUUUGGUAAUCGAGUACAGUCUGUCAUACUAGUAACUAUUGCUGUACUGAUUAAUGGAUCCAUCAACAGUUUGAUAAUCGAGUACAGUCUGUCAUACUAGUAACUAUUGUUGUACUGAUUAAUGGAUCCAUCAACAGUUUGGUAAUCGAGUACAGUCUGUCAUACUAGUAACUAUUGCUGUACUGAUUAAUGGAUCCAUCAACAGUUUGAUAAUCGAGUACAGUCUGUCAUACUAGUAACUAUUGUUGUACUGAUUAAUGGAUCCAUCAACAGUUUGGUAAUCGAGUACAGUCUGUCAUACUAGUAACUAUUGUUGUACUGAUUAAUGGAUCCAUCACCAGUUUGGUAAUCGAGUACAGUCUGUCAUACUAGUAACUAUUGUUGUACUGAUUAAUGGAUCCAUCAACAGUUUGGUAAUCGAGUACAGUCAGUCAUACUAGUAACUAUUGUUGUACUGAUUAAUGGAUCCAUCAACAGUUUGGUAAUCGAGUACAGUCUGUCAUACUAGUAACUAUUGUUGUACUGAUUAAUGGAUCCAUCACCAGUUUGGUAAUCGAGUACAGUCUGUCAUACUAGUAACUAUUGUUGUACUGAUUAAUGGAUCCAUCACCAGUUUUGUAAUCGAGUACAGUCUGUCAUACUAGUAACUAUUGUUGUACUGAUUAAUGGAUCCAUCAACAGUUUGGUAAUCGAGUACAGUCUGUCAUACUAGUAACUAUUGCUGUACUGAUUAAUGGAUCCAUCAACAGUUUGAUAAUCGAGUACAGUCUGUCAUACUAGUAACUAUUGUUGUACUGAUAAAUGGAUCCAUCACCAGUUUCAUAAUCGAGUACAGUCUGUCAUACUAGUAACUAUUGUUGUACUGACCAAUGGCGUUCACG
Molecule: messenger RNA, 1800 nt
Organism: Gigantopelta aegis
Lineage: Eukaryota; Metazoa; Mollusca; Gastropoda; Neomphalida; Peltospiridae
Exons: 4
Coding region: 111-608 (165 amino acids)
Source: RefSeq, a predicted model, not a curated record